Molecule: messenger RNA, 12242 nt
Organism: Rhopilema esculentum
Lineage: Eukaryota; Metazoa; Cnidaria; Scyphozoa; Rhizostomeae; Rhizostomatidae
Source: RefSeq, a predicted model, not a curated record
AACAAUUCACUUCAUCGUUAUUUGACGGCUAACUCUCAUGUUUUCAAAAUGGCUGCUGUGGGCGCGUGGGCUACUGUUCCUGUGGAUUUUUUGACACAAACUACAAUUGCAAGCGACUUGAUAAUUGCUAAGAUGGAGGAUUAUUUAAUUAAGGUUUUUGGGUAUCCAAAAGCAUUUUUGAUGGUGUUAGCCAAGGCAUCCUUUGGGCGUCAACCCAUUCCAAUAGUUAAUUGUGAGCUCUUCAUUACCAAAACAUGGAAAUUUCUCAAAGAAAUUGAGGAUGUAAUAAAUGUUUUGUCUCCAGUAUCAAGUGAAGUUACAGUAGCUACUGGAAACAGUGCAUUUUAUGAUCACAAAGGAUUGCAGAUGUAGUUUCUGAACUUUGAAGGCAUGAGAGAUUUCAGAUAGGCUUGUGAAAAUUAUACACAAAAUUAACCAAAAGAUGUAUUCUUGAGGUGUAAAUGUCUGGAUUAACUAAGAAACUUGGCCCUUUAUUAGUGAUAACCAAGAAUAUUUUCAAGCCUUGAUGAUAUAAUUCCCUGAAUUUAGUAAUUAAAACUUCGCAGCAACUCACCCUUCCUUCGAACUCCGCGUUAGAUAAACCAGCAACGGUCUUUUCCGUGUUUUCCAUUUUGAACAUUGAAAAAAUUCUUCAAUUUUUUUAAUCAAUUGAACAAUUUUUCGAUUAAGAUUAAAGCAAUAUUAUCAGCAUAAGAUGCAGGUUUUCCGCAAGCGAAAUUUGCGUCUAGCAAAUCAGUUGAGAAAUUCACAACAAAAUUUGUAACGGUUUUUUUCGCUUUUUAAGGUUUGAUUAAUUUGACGUAGAAACUGUCGCAAUGUUUCCAAGGAUACCGCGAACAUCAUGCAUUGCUCAUUUGCUGCAGUUCGAAUGUUUAAAAUGAAAUGUUAAACAUAUUUUUGAAUAAAAAGAUCCUUACUUCCCGUCUUGAUUUGACACAGUCCCUGGAGAAGUUCUCCUUGGGAUCUUUGUUUCUCAGAAAACUUUCUGACCCGGUAACAUAAGUUAAUGUUUUUUGGUUGGAAAGUACACUCCCCUCACGAAAGCAUCCGGACAGUUUCGAAUUCAGUUGCGAACCUCUUGUUGGAGGAAUUGGUUUACACAUUUCAAAGUCAGUUUUGAUGAGAACGUUUUUAUCAAACUCCUCGAAUUUUUUCUUGAAGUUUUUUUGGCCUUUAAUCUAUUCAUUCGUCGAAAAAAAAUAAUUAUAUCCAAAUGUAAGCAAACUCUUAAAGGGUUUUUCCUCAAGAUGGUUGCGACCCAAACAAGAGCAUUGACUUCUGAGUAAUGUCUAGAGAUAAUGCUUUAUCACAAUGAUGGGAAAAAGCUAUCAUCAAAUUGCCAGUAUCAUUGAAUGCCCAAAGACUGCCGCUUUCGAGAUAUGCAAAAUUAAUUGAAAAAUAAGGAAUCUAAAUGAUUUUUCACGGCCAAAAAGAGCAAGAGCUCUCGCGACACCAACGUCUGAGCGUUUUGCCCUAACCAAAUUUGCAUCAAAACUGGUUUGCAUCAUUACACAAAACUGCAUUAAAUGUUCACAACCAAUUGAACUUUUAAAAUCUCUCCUUAAAUUGCAGGAAACUUUAUGAUCUGGUAAAAUGUUACCAAAUGUCAUAUGUUUUGUAAUCGAUCGGUGGCAUCUUCGUCAAAGAUUUUUCCCAACUGAGAGUAUACACGUUGGUUUUCUCUGUGUCUCAAGAAAAAGUUUGUAGAAAAAUUAGUCCGUUUUAUUGGCCCGUUUAACUGAGUCUAAGUUGCCUGACUUGCUGUUCUCUUCUUGAUUUGCGUAAGGCUUGUAGCGCAAAUGUUUCUCAUUUUCUCAAAAAAUGAUAACGGAUAAAAAGCGCAUAAGUUUUGCAGCAUUUUAAUGUUCUGGUCUAUUUUGGAAGGGUUUCUCACAAAUUUAAGUCGUCAUUGCCAGACUAAAUUUGUUUUUGUCUGAAAACGCAAUCGAUCUUCGAACUGUUUGGUACUUUCAAGAGGGGUUUGUAUAGUAGAAGAAAGAGGAAUGGCGGUUCACAAUGACCACGGGCCUAAGUUGACAGGUUUCUAAAACAGAAGUUGAGCGCUAAAGGGUUUUUGUAACGACCGUUUUGUAACGAAAAUAUUCUCGAAGGAUUCAUAAAAUAUUGCCUCAAAGUACAGACGAAACUAACUAUGCACAAGAUAAUUUAAUUAAGCUUGAAACUUAAUACGUGCACAUUUGUUCUGACUUUAAAUAUUAGUACCGAGAAGUUCAUUUUGGCCAUGAUAUCAGCCUUUAGGUUAUCAAAAGUGAUAUCAUGUGAACAAUUUAAAAAACUGGCAUUUAGUGAUCAAAAUAGUUUUCUGUAGAUGACUGUAUAUGAUGUGCUUUGGCUGUAGAUGAUUCUUUUCAUUAAUUUCAGAAGCAUAAUAAACGAACGUUUUACAUUUAUUUUUUUUGUCACGUGCUUUGAUAAUGAGUAAAUCAGAAUUUAAGAUGAACAAGUCAUUAACAUCAAAUGUAGAGCAACUCAUUUUGUGUCAGUAUUGAAACUUUGAAUUUAAAGUGCACUGCUAACGUCACUUUCUCAGUUAAAUUUUUUUCAUGAAAAUGAAGCUUUAAGCAGUUUGCUUCGAAUUUAAACAUUUUUCGUUCACGUUUCGUCAAUAAAGUGACACUUCGUGGUCAUCUUUCAUGAAUAAUCAGAUAAUCUUUUACAGAAUUGUUUUGAAGCAGUGCUCCACAGUUUUGCUGAAUUUUUCCCCUCAAAACAGCAAACCGAUUAGUAAAUUUUCUUAAAACCAAAAGUUGAAGAAAUGGCGAAUGCAUUAUCGUUUCCAAGCCCCUUCGCCUCAUAAUUCUGAUUUUGAAAUUGGUCGGCUUAGGCCCGUGGUCACUAUGAGCCACCAUUUUGACCAACUGUUUUCAUACUUUUGCGACCCUAGUGUAUAUGUAAUGUUAGUUCGAAAACAAUAUUGAAUUGAGUUCUAAUAAAAGGACAGGAGUGUAGUCUUAUCUUUACGGAUUUAAUGUUUAUUUAUUCAUCUUUUCAAAAGAAUUACUAGCAUUAAUUGUAUUCAUUUUGCAUAUUUACCACACAAUAUCAUCAAAUAUUCAAAUUGGUGUGUGUCAUAAACACUCAAUUUUGGCCAAAUUGCCGAGCAAAAUGUUCUAGAUAAUUCAUAAGGCUUAUUAAUUCAUAAUUUUUUAGGCUGCUUUUGGAUCAGUGAUAGACGUUCCUCUUCUUCUGUUAAAAAAACGUGAAAUCAGUUUAGUUGUUUUUUAUGAAAUCUAAUAGGUGUUUUGGAUGUUGGGCUCUUCCAUUUAAUGUCAAUUCGCUUAAUCUUUUUUAUCUUUUAUUGCAAUUUCUUCUUGUUGUUUUAUUUUUGAUUUCGCCAUAUAAAGACGAUUUGGUACGAUUUUUAGUCGACGAUUAGAUUUUGUGACGAUUAUUUUUGGGCUUGCGUGAAGAACAACAUUUGGUUGUUUGUUUUUUGUCAAGGUGUAAAAGCGUUAUGCACUUAGAACAUAAUGCUCAUUCUUGCAAUUCUUUGAAUAGCUGCCACUGCAAUAAACUGUCAGAAUAUUGCUAAGUGUUUGAUGGCUGUUUCUGCAAUACUCUCUUCUCCCGUAAAAAAGUCAUCUACGUAAAACCAUCUUUGCAAAAUCAGAAGUAUGCUAUGCAUCUUCCAAUUAGCAAAUAGAUGGUUGGUUUAAAAGUUCCAAUGCCAAAUUUUACGAUGCUGAAGAACUAGAUAAGCAUAAAGUUACUUAAAGAUACAUUUCGUGAUGCCAGUAUCUAUUAUUUAUGUCAAUAAUGAUUUUGCCAAGAAUAAUUCAUUACUGGGCUCUUAACUAUAACCAUUCAUAUUUAAGGCUGAUUGCAAUCUUGUUUCCGAAAACCCUUCCAAUUGCCAAAAUGAUUAGCAGAACCACGAUGAUAGAAUUCAGAUCUAGCAUGUGAUAAUAGUGGCAUCAUCACAAUUAAAUUCCUUGCUGUCGCAGCCUAAUUGUUACCCAGUGCCAGAUUGAGCCCACAUUAGGCCUGAUGUACCCGGACGAAGAGCCCUUCAUUGGGCCUAUUCAGCUUCAGGAAGAUUUUGAUCUGUUUUCCUCUGGUUUUCUUUCAAGAAUAGGUCUGAUACUGCAGCACAAUUACCACCCACCUUAAUCUGGCCCUGAAUUCCUUCACACAUCUCAUAUCAUUUUAAUGUCGGCUACUUUCCUUGUCAACUACCAUCUACUAUGAAAUAUUCAACACAACUGUAUUCUUUGUAACCUCGUGCCUGUUUGCUUUGCUUUAAAGCUAUCUUAAAUGUAUACUUGGAUUCGCAGAAAAACAAAAUCAUUUAUAUUUGAAUAAACAAAUUCCACAUGUCAAUCAUUUCAGAAAACUCAGAAAGAAGUCUCAGUGUUGUUUUAAACAUAUUCCAUUUAUAUUAUAUCUUCUUAAGGAUACAUUUGCCAUUAUGCAUUUAAAAUGCAAUUAAAUUACUAAUUUGCAAUGUCUUUUCUAAUUACCUACUUCGAAUGGUCUUAAAAUACACUUCAGUUAGGAAAGUGUCAUCCGAGGUGAUGAAUUUACCAACAAUUAAAGCUAUUUGUCCAUUUAUCAUAUUAUUCUCGCCGGGUUAAACCAACUUUUUACUAUUGUAAAGUAUAAAGAUAGGAGAGGGGUCGAGUGGCAGGAGACAUUAUCUGUUUAUUCUACCCUUAGAGAUAUGGCCCGUAAACGAAAAUGUGAAGUGCUCAAGAUCUGAAAUUUCUACUGAUCGUACGAGCUUUCAUCUCAAGAAGAUUUGAAACUUGUUUUCUUAUGCGGCCAAAUCUCGUCUUUCUAAGGGGACCUUUCUUCUCUUUUCUAUUCGAUCUGUCUCUAGCUAAAGCUCUUUUAACUCUCUCUAACACUUCAAAGCGCUUUCUAGCCUCCUUUUCCGCAUCUAUAUCUUUUGAUACACAAUCAGCUUUCAAUAUCAUUACCUCUGUUUUUUUACCAUCCGUUUUACGACUUUCCAUCUGCAUUACUGUGUGUUCAAAAGACUUAUUUUUAACUGCCCAGUUGCCUCCAUCAGUUUUAUAGAAAACUAUUUUCAGAGACUCUGGUCGACUAACUGUAGCAGUUUCCCCAAUCAAACCUUGCUCUUUUAGGCUACAUCUAGCUAUGGGAGCAGAAUUUGGCUUUUGGGUUAUUGAUUCGCUUAAUUGAUUACAGUCAUUCUUUUGACUGAUGAUAUCUUCGGAUGGCUUAGCUUCAUUUUUUAUGGAAAGGCUUUGCCUGGCGACUUUUUCUGAGGCUACAAAAGGUGGAGAAUGGUAGUCUCUACAUCCUUUUAGAUUAGUAUGGAGGGAAUUACUAAGCUUGGAAGUCAGCAGAGACCUUUUGUCAGAAUUUAAUGGCGAUAUUUGAUUGUUGUUUUGGCCAUUUUCUGAAAGAUCAGUCGUUCUUUCAUUUUUCUGAAAGACUGGUAGGAUAUUUGGUGCCUUAAUUUCGUACGACACAUUAUACUGACUUUUAAGCCAAGCUCUUACGAACUCAUUUUUGCUUAUGCCACAGUCAGUGGAGAGUCUCGCGCUUUCUUCAGUCUCCCAUUCUCGUACGGCAUCCUUCUUCACCUUUUUCCUUGACUGCUCCACCCUUUCUUUCGAGGACGAAUCAUGGACAGCACCUUCGUCUUGUCUUUUUCGUUUUUGCCCCUUGAUUCCUGUUUCUAACAACGGAGCUUGAUCUUGUUGGACGACAUUUUGGUUCACUGCCACAAUUUGAUCGAAUUUGCAAGGACCAAUUCUAAAAACACCAGCCCCAAACAUCAUCUUAACAUCGAACUCCUCUUUGCCACUCAGAUCGCAGACUUGAAAGUCUUCGAUGAGUUCUUCUUUGAUUUUAUUGAAAGAUUUGAUGCUUUCAUCUACAUCCAGUGUAGAGAAGUCGAGUAGAAGACGUAUUUCGAUGCUUAUUACUGUAGUAAUCGUUGGACUCUGCGGAUAAAGAUUUCGGGGAGCUUUUUAGUAAAUGGGUAGUUUUAAAAGAAAAAAUCAUAAUUUGUGAAUUGAAGCAAUUAAAGAUUUGUUUUUCUUUGUUGAACAUUAUAGCUGAAAUGAAAUUUAUUGUGAACAAACCUUUUCUAAAUCUUCGAUUGUGGAAAGAAUGUGGUCCAACGAUUUGACAAUAUCCUGCACAAUGUUGCCAAUGUUUUCAAGCUUGGAGGAUGCGUUAUAAUCAUCAACCUAAGAGAAUGAUAAAACGUGAACUAAAAUUUUUCCAACUGAUUCAUGAGCAAUGGUUGGAAACCUAAACUUUGUGAAGAUGUGACUCAAUAUGACUUUUGUAGCUUGAUAGGGACGUUACACAUAAAUCGGAGUAUACAAAAUUGAUAAUCAAUGGAGUUGUGUGUGUUGUAAAGAACAAAAAUUGAUGCAAUAGAAUAACAGCUUGCAUCGUAACGUGAUGCAAUAGAAAUGCAUCGUUAGUACGAAAUUUUGAGCAUAACUCUUCAUAUGGCGGCCUUUGUUUCAGGUUCGAUUGAUAUUCUCGAACCUUUUCGAUGACCUGAUGAAGAGUUGGAUGACUAUAAUUGAUGUAUCCAGGUGGCAUCAGGCGAGCAAUAAUAUGAAUGUCUGACUUCCUAAUAUUUAGUCGAUAGUUCGCCAGUAAACCUUGAGAUAGUUAAUGAUGUCGUUGCAUACAAUCGACUGUCUGCGAACUUUCUUUCGCGACUCUUCCUUCUCGAAAAUCAGGGCACGCAACUGAUAGAAAUAGCUGAGUGCUCAAAAAACCUGAAAAUCUGUUGACAAUAGCCAAAAAGUUUUCCUAUUUCUUUAGAAAAUCAAAAGAACUACUUAUGAUAUCUCCCUAUAAUUCAGCAUCCUGCACUUUGUAUACCUGGUCAUAGAUCAAUUGACCCUAAGCCGGGAUCCCUAUCAAGGAAUUUUUUUGCAUAAAAGUUUGUAAGUAUUUAUAGAAACGAAUUUGGUCUCUUACCAAGGCAUUGGCAUUCACUAAGUCAUUAAUGCAGCCACUGGCGUGGGUUUUCAACUGAAAAUAAACAUUGAGCAACUAAGAACAUAAUUGAUUGCAGUAAUACAGCAAGUCUUUCGCUUUCUUUGUUGAACUCCUAAAGCUUACUAACAUUUCCUUGCGAAUAUCAAACUGCACAUUAACAAUAUUAUUUGCUCUCAACCAUCGUGCAAUUAGAAGGAACAGCUUUUUAUGGUAGUAUGAUAGCUUUGGAAGGUAUAAUUUUCCUUCAGGUGAGACCUUCUUCUCACAUUUAUUUUAACCAAUUAUAACCAGUCUGUUUCAAAGCAUUUAUUUCAUUUCAAAGCAUUCGAAGGAUAUUAUUUGCAGUUGAACAAAUCAUUUGAAAUAGGAUUCCAAGGCCACAACUUACGUCUUUGAAAGCCGACCGUCUGUACGAAGAGUCUGAUAAUUUUGAAAUGAUUUCUGCAUUUUUAUCGCCAUUGUCUGUUAAACCUUUGGCAAUUUUCAACAGAAUAUCUACGAAGAUGCAGUUAUUAUAAAACAUAGCCGUUGUAGGUGGAUACUGGUCUGGUGUGGAAUUUGGAUAUAUUUAUAUAUUUAUACAUCAUAUUUAAAAAAAUACAAUAAUAAUUUAUGUAUUUAUUUGAUAGCUCUGAAGUUUAAGGCUUUUUGAGUAGAUGCUCGAUAAAAAUAACUUGUUAAACGUUUCUCAAUAUGCUUUUUCAGAAUAACCUUCAUUUAAAUUUGGAGCUUAAAAUAAAGACAAAUUUAUAUACAGCAAUAUUUAGUGAUAGUUUGAUAGUUAUAGUGAUGUAUGAGGAUAGUGACAUUGUGAUAUAGAUAUAGUGAUAAUCUAUUUUAAUGUUUUAUAGUGAACUUAUGGAUAAAGUAAACUAUUUUCUUCAGAUGAUUAGGAAGAAUACAACCAAGAAAUAAGAAGAUUGAUCAAAACAUUUCAUACCGGUGUUAUUUGCCAGACGUUCAAAUGUUGUGAGCAAGUUUGCUCUUUGAAGCUCAGCAUCUUGGAAAGUCUGAAAAAGAUACAGCUCAGAAUAAUCUUAAAAAUAACAAAUCUCAAAGAUGCUAUUAAUAUUCUUGGAUCCCACCGUCUAGCAAUAAGGCAAUACUUUUCAACAUAUUUUGAAAAUCUGGAAACAAUAAACAAGAAAAGAGAGAAAUCUUAAUAAUUGAGGUUGAUGUCACAAAUUAUUUGCUUGUGUCAAUAAUUUUGACGAUAUCUUUUCCACUGUAGUAAUGUGCAGUUUCUAAUGUUAUUUACAACUGACGCAAAAAGAUUCAACUUGAGCUCAUUGCGAGGCUAACCGUUGGAUACGUGUUGUCAAGGAGACAAUGCUUGACGACAAAAUGGCAGCUUAAAUCCGAUAUAUCGUUUUCACUUUGGAACCGAUCAAAAGUUUUGUUUCAUUUUGUUUUGGUCGAGGAACUAGUUAAAAUUUUCCGUGAAAAAGUAAAUUUUUCUUUUCACAACUAGAUGACUCUGUAUUCUGUAGGAAUGAAUUAUAUGUGACAUGUUAUCGGGAUCACUCCUUUUCCCCCCGGAGAAGAGUCUUAAUUUUUCUGGCACAUUGUAUUAGGCAUAGAAAAAAGUUAAAAAAUUCUCAAUUGCUGAGAAAAUGCACUUGGAAAAAAAUAUUAAUCUCUCUUCAUUCUUUUUCUUUUGAAAAUAAGCCCAUUUUGUGAGUAAUUCAGUUUUUUGAGAAAUCUUUAUUCCUUAUGAGAGACCUUCCCAGGUACUUGAAUAAUUUUUUGACGCCUUAGGACAUAAUCUAUUUUCAUAAUCGUUUUUGAUUUUUGUGUUUCAGUCAAGUGUUUACUUGAAACCUCUGCAAGCUACUGUUGUAGCCCUUUAUAUUGAAGGCUUUUGGCAAAUAGCAUUUGUUGCCUUCGACCGUUUGAUUCUCACUUUCAACUCCUUUAUAGCUUUAAAAACAUGUAGAAAUGUGGAACCUACUUGAUUUUAUACAACUGUGGCGAAAUAGAGAGAUGAAAAAGUAAUCAUCUUUCGAGAGAUCAAAAUUAUCUUUUAUUUUAACGUUUUUUAGGAUUGCAGAUGUAGUUUUUGAACUUUGAAGACAUGAGAGAUUUCAGUUAGGCUUGUGAAAAUUAUACACAAAAUUAACCAAAAGAUGUAUUAUUGAGGUGUAAAAGUCUGCAUUAACUAAGAAACUUGGCCCCUUUAUUAGUGAUAACCAAGAAUUUUUUCAAGUCUUGAUAAUAUAAUUCCCUGAAUUUAGGAAUUGAAACUUCGCAGCAACUCACCCUUCCUUCGAACUCCGCGUUCGAUAAACCAGCAACGGUCUUUUCCGUGUUUUCCAUUUUGAACAUUGAAAAAUUCUUCAACUUUUUGAAUCAAUUGAACAAUUUUUCGAUUAAGAUUAAAGCAAUAUUAUCAGCAUAAGAUGCAGGUUUUCCGCAAGUGAAUUUUGCGUGUAGCAAAUCAGUUGAGAAAUUCACAACAAAAUUUGUAACGGUUUUUUCGCUUUUUAAGGUUUGAUUAAUUUGACGUAGAAACUAUCGCAAUGUUUCCAAGGAUACCGCGAACAUCAUGCAUUGCUCAUUUGCAGCAGUUUGAAUGUUUAAAAUGAAAUGUUAAAUAUAUUUUUGAGUAAAAAGAUCCUUACUUACCGUCUUGAUAUGACACAGUCCCUGGAGAAGUUCUCCUUGGGAUCUUUGUUUCUCAAAAAACUUUCUGACCCGGUAGCAUAAGUUAAUGUUUUUUGGUUGGAAAGUACACUCCCCUCACGAAAGCAUCCGGACAGGUUCGAAUUCAGUUGCGAAUCUCUUGUUGGAGGAAUUUGUUUACUAAUUUCAAAGUCAGUUUUCAUGAAAACGUUUCUAUCAAUCUCCUCGAAUUUUUUCUUGAAGUUUUUUUGGCCUUUAAUCUAUUCAUUCGUCGAAAGAAAAUAAUUAUAUCCAAAUGUAAGCAAACUUUUUAAGGGUUUUUUCUCAAGAUGGUUGCGACCCAAACAAGAGCAUUGACUUCUGAGUAAUGUCUAGAGAUAAUGCUUUAUCACAAUGAUGGGAAAAAGCUAUCAUUAAAUUGCCAGUAUCAUUGAAUGCCCAAAGACUGCCGCUUUCGAGAUAUGCAAAAUUAAUUGAAAAAUAAGGAAUCUAAAUGAUUUUUCACGGCCAAAAAGAGCAAGAGCUCUCGCGACACCAACGUCUGAGCGUUUUGCCCUAACCAAAUUUGCAUCAAAACUGGUUUGCAUCAUUACACAAAACUGCAUUAAAUGUUCACAACCAAUUGAACUUUUAAAAUCUCUCCUUAAAUUGCAGGAAACUUUAUGAUCUGGUAAAAUGUUACCAAAUGUCAUAUGUUUUGUAAUCGAUCGGUGGCAUCUUCGUCAAAGAUUUUUCCCAACUGAGAGUAUACACGUUGGUUUUCUCUGUGUCUCAAGAAAAAGUUUGUAGAAAAAUUAGUCCGUUUUAUUGGCCCGUUUAACUGAGUCUAAGUUGCCUGACUUGCUGUUCUCUUCUUGAUUUGCGUAAGGCUUGUAGCGCAAAUGUUUCUCAUUUUCUCAAAAAAUGAUAACGGAUAAAAAGCGCAUAAGUUUUGCAGCAUUUUAAUGUUCUGGUCUAUUUUGGAAGGGUUUCUCACAAAUUUAAGUCGUCAUUGCCAGCCUAAAUUUGUUUUUGUCUGAAAACGCAAUCGAUCUUCGAACUGUUUGGUACUUUCAAGAGGGGUUUGUAUAGUAGAAGAAAGAGGAAUGGCGGUUCACAAUGACCACGGGCCUAAGCUGACAGGUUUCUAAAACAGAAGUUGAGCGCUAAAGGGUUUUUGUAACGACCGUUUUGUAACGAAAAUAUUCUCGAAGGAUUCAUAAAAUAUUGCCUCAAAGUACAGACGAAACUAACUAUGCACAAGAUAAUUUAAUUAAGCUUGAAACUUAAUACGUGCACAUUUGUUCUGACUUUAAAUAUUAGUACCGAGAAGUUCAUUUUGGCCAUGAUAUCAACCUUUAGGUUAUCAAAAGUGAUAUCAUGUGAACAAUUUAAAAAACUGGCAUUUAGUGAUCAAAAUAGUUUUCUGUAGAUGACUGUAUAUGAUGUGCUUUGGCUGUAGAUGAUUCUUUUCAUUAAUUUCAGAAGCAUAAUAAACGAACAUUUUACAUUUAUUUUUUUUGUCACGUGCUUUGAUAAUGAGUAAAUCAGAAUUUAAGAUAAACAAGUCAUUAACAUCAAAUGUAGAGCAACUCAUUUUGUGUCAGUAUUGAAACUUUGAAUUUGAAGUGCACUGCUAACGUCACUUUCUCAGUUAAAUUUUUUUCAUGAAAAUGAAGCUUUAAGCAGUUUGCUUCGAAUUUAAACAUUUUUCGUUCACGUUUCGUCAAUAAAGUGACACUUCGUGGUCAUCUUUCAUGAAUAAUCAGAUAAUCUUUUACAGAAUUGUUUUGAAGCAGUGCUUCAAAGUUUUGCUGAAUUUUUCCCCUCAAAACAGCAAACCGAUUAGUAAAUUUUCUUAAAACCAAAAGUUGAAGAAAUGGCGAAUGCAUUAUCGUUUCCAAGCCCCUUCGCCUCAUAAUUCUGAUUUUGAAAUUGGUCGGCUUAGGCCCGUGGUCACUAUGAGCCACCAUUUUGACCAACUGUUUUCAUACUUUUGCGACCCUAGUGUAUAUGUAAUGUUAGUUCGAAAACAAUAUUGAAUUGAGUUCUAAUAAAAGGACAGGAGUGUAGUCUUAUCUUUACGGAUUUAAUGUUUAUUUAUUCAUCUUUUCAAAAGAAUUACUAGCAUUAAUUGUAUUCAUUUUGCAUAUUUACCACACAAUAUCAUCAAAUAUUCAAAUUGGUGUGUGUCAUAAACACUCAAUUUUGGCCAAAUUGCCGAGCAAAAUGUUCUAGAUAAUUCAUAAGGCUUAUUAAUUCAUAAUUUUUUAGGCUGCUUUUGGAUCAGUGAUAGACGUUCCUCUUCUUCUGUUAAAAAAACGUGAAAUCAGUUUAGUUGUUUUUUUAUGAAAUCUAAUAGGUGUUUUGGAUGUUGGGCUCUUCCAUUUAAUGUCAAUUCGCUUAAUCUUUUUAUCUUUUAUUGCAAUUUCUUCUUGUUGUUUUAUUUUUGAUUUCGCCAUAUAAAGACGAUUUGGUACGAUUUUUAGUCGACGAUCAGAUUUUGUGACGAUUAUUUUUGGGCUUGCGUGAAGAACAACAUUUGGUUGUUUGUUUUUUGUCAAGGUGUAAAAGCGUUAUGCACUUAGAACAUUCUAAUGCUCAUUCUUGCAAUUCUUUGAAUAGCUGCCACUGCAAUAAACUGUCAGAAUAUUGCUAAG